Daktulosphaira vitifoliae (grape phylloxera) is the source of this 618-nucleotide messenger RNA. RefSeq lists its product as uncharacterized. The record is from RefSeq and is a predicted model, not a curated record. Bases 2 to 559 code for a protein of 185 amino acids. NCBI's taxonomy places the organism in Eukaryota, Metazoa, Arthropoda, Insecta, Hemiptera, Phylloxeridae. The transcript has 2 exons.
GAUGCCCGGCUUGUUUUCAGACGAGACCAGUGGCCUCACUCUCUUUGAGAUCGCUGCACUUCGAUCAAAGUGCUACGCAUUUGACAUGGAAGGCAGCGAACUCAUAAAGUCUAAGGGGAUCCGCGGACACGUCGUCCGGAAUCAUCUGUCUUUAAACGACAACAAACGGUGUUUGUUCAAAGACGAUGAUGAUGGUGACGAUGCGUCAACAAAACGAGCAUUGGCUGGAGAGAAUGCCCGUGCGGUCAUCGGAAUGAUACGUGGUGCUGAGUGUCCACCGACAUUAUCGCUACCAUACACUCCGUACCGACAGAAUAUGUUAAUCCGUUCGUUUGAGCACGAGGUACGCACUUUACGUACAACCAAGUUGGCGCUUAACCGUUUUGAUGAUAAGCGCUACACGCUCAACAACAGAAUCGACAUUCUUAUCAUUGUAAAAAAUAUAUCGUCAAGAAUUGAAAAUUUUUUUUCAUCGUCCACCGUUGUUCCAACUGCUGGCUCGCAAAUUGUUUUAUUUGGCUUAUGUAGCUCAGAUCGCUAUUGGGUAAACUGUUUCUAAUCGUAUAAUCCGAAACCGCAUUGAUCAACAUACAUUUGUUUUCCACAUUUACUGAGAUU